This is a messenger RNA of Metarhizium acridum CQMa 102, 1386 nucleotides long. RefSeq lists its product as uncharacterized. Lineage: Eukaryota; Fungi; Ascomycota; Sordariomycetes; Hypocreales; Clavicipitaceae. The record is from RefSeq and is a predicted model, not a curated record.
AUGAUUGCUAGGGAGAUUCUUCUGUCUCUCCUGCUCGCUAUAGGCGCCCAGGGCUGGCUUGUCCAUGGCAUGAGUACGCCCGCGCCUACCGACCUGGACAAUGAGCCACGCGUGCACACGAGGGACGAGAGGCUUGUGAUUACCCCGGAAUAUUUCGGGACGGCUGCUGCCGAGUCAAGGGAGGGCAAGGUCAGGCUUGCAAGAGUCAAGAGGCUCAUGCAGGACGUCAGGGCGAAGUGGCCCAGCAGUGGUCUAUAUUUCAACAAGAAACACAAGGAAAACGACUGCUUUUUUUCACACCAUCCGCAGCGCGCGCUUGACAGUACUAAAGCGAUAAAAGUUCGAAUUCUGGCCAAUCCCAUCAAAUCCUUGUCAGGCGGUCAGGUGUACACGACGGAAGAAACCACAACCAAGACCAAGACCACCUUUAAAGGAGCCACGUAUGGAGCCUCGGAGUCGAAGAGUAAGCAGUCAUCGUGGCAGGCAGGCGCCGAGUUCUCCCUUGGCCCGCUUGGGGAAUGGCUGAGCUUUGGUCUCGCUGGCAAAUGGUCGACGGAAACGACGCAUACCGAGGGCUCGUCUACAUCAGAUACCACUGAGAAUAGUGAUCAAGAAUCGGUUGCAGUCAAGAAGGGCAGAAAGGUCACCUGCCCCGCGGACCACACAUGCGACUUGCAAAGCUGGACAUACCAAGCAACAUUCUACGGCAAGUCGCCAGUCAUUCCCGCAGUUGACUUGGCAUGCAUAUGGGACCACACAACGGGAGACCGAGACGUGAUUGGCACUCUGCCCUGGCAGGUGCCUCGGAAUAGUCUUGCCGACAUUGGCAAAUACUGUGAACGUGAGCAGGAUGAGAGUAUACAGAAAAUGGAAGACGGAGAUCUUGGUAGAGUGUCCGACUAUGAGCUCACACUCCUCCGCCCGCUGGCUUGGCCUUUGUGGCACACCAAUUGUCGUAUGUAUCGCGGUGAGAAUGGCAAUCCCGAUUAUGCGCACUUCCUGGGGAAAAUUGCCAUGGAGCUCAUUGAUAGGAAACUAGGAUCCUGGGCGUCGAGUCAAGAGGGACCCAAAUUUUACAAGCUCAAUGAGACUGCUCUGCCCGAGGAAGGCCACGCAGUCCCCAUGUCAAAGUGGCUCUAUCAGAAUCGUGUGUUCCAAUACGACCCUCAGGCACAGGAUCCCGUUCAAUAUCUACAACACGAGGACUGGAGCUGGGACUUUCCCGUACGCAACCCCGACUCAUCACUCAUGCACUCGACUGUGCUUGUCAAGACGCCAUAUAGUACAGCCUCCAAGAGAAGCGAGGAAGAGGGGACGACGAUUGACAUUAUAGACGAAGAUAUGGAUCUGGAUAUUCUCCACUACGCUUUUGCGAAUAUAGCUUGA